This is a messenger RNA of Talaromyces stipitatus ATCC 10500, 2562 nucleotides long. Its product is annotated as sexual development transcription factor SteA. Gene Ontology annotation, cellular component: Tec1p-Ste12p-Dig1p complex; nucleus; Ste12p-Dig1p-Dig2p complex. Gene Ontology annotation, molecular function: DNA-binding transcription factor activity. The transcript is spliced from 6 exons. Bases 177 to 2255 code for a protein of 692 amino acids. Gene Ontology annotation, biological process: sexual reproduction; regulation of DNA-templated transcription. The record is from RefSeq and is a predicted model, not a curated record. NCBI's taxonomy places the organism in Eukaryota, Fungi, Ascomycota, Eurotiomycetes, Eurotiales, Trichocomaceae.
CCUCGACUUGCCUUGCGGACUACCAUCCAUAUAUUAUUGCUCUUUUACCGUCCGUCUUUGUCUUGUGAUUCAGCGCGUUUCAACCUGCGAAGAUUUGCCUUCCCAAUAUAGUCUCACUGUCUCUACGAAACUCGGGGCGAUCCCUUGCGACGCUCAAGAAACAUUAAGAUAAGGAGAUGUACCCUCAACAUGGUGCCGUGAUGGCGCCUCCUCAGAAGCCUGAGACCUUUAUGCUAUCCAGUGAAGCUCAGCAAAGUCUGCCUCAAGAUGCCCAAGUUGCUCUGCAGCAAGUCGAUAACCUCAAAUACUUUUUGAUAUCAGCCCCCGUCGACUGGAGUCCCGAUCAACUCAUCCGACGCUUCCUCCUUCCUACGGGUGACUACAUUUCUUGCGUGCUAUGGAACAACCUUUUCCACAUUUCCGGAACCGACAUUGUUCGAUGUCUAUCGUUCCGCUUCCAGGCGUUUGGCCGUCCGGUCAAGAAUUCGAAGAAGUUCGAGGAAGGAAUCUUCUCUGAUUUGCGCAACUUGAAAUCCGGCACAGAUGCGUCGCUUGAGGAGCCCAAAAGCCCGUUUCUCGACUUUCUAUAUAAGAACAACUGCAUUCGCACACAGAAGAAACAAAAGGUUUUCUAUUGGUAUAGCGUUCCACACGACCGCCUGUUUUUGGACGCUUUGGAGCGCGACUUGAAAAGGGAGAAGAUGGGCCAGGAAGCUACUACAGUGGCUGUGGCAGAGCCAGCUCUUUCUUUUGAGUUUGACUCAUCUCAGUCGCUGUAUGAACAGCUUACCAAGGCGCAACAAGCCAAUUCUUCAUCUUUCUCUGCCCACGCAAGUACGACAUAUGGCCAGUCCACUUCUCCCGUCGUUCGGUCCGUUGACGCUAUGCCUCCACCGCAGAUGGCCCCAUCCGCCAUGGCGAUGCUCCCGGAGGACACUGGCAGCGCAGUUCUGUACAACCAGAUGUCGAUGAAACGGGAGGCAGACUACGCCCAGAUGCAGUAUGAGCGAGGCGCCAGUAUCCCAAUCAAUCGCCUACACCAGCGCCAUACCUCCAUGCCUUCAUACAUGGAAUAUUCCCCUGCGCCGUCGUUUGUUUCAUCUCAAUUUGAAGACUAUAGCAACCGAGGCAUCUCCUUUGAACCAAUUACGCCUCCUCAACAGCCUAUGCUAGCCGCUGAGCCCGCAUACAUUGCCAACGAAGAGACUGGUCUCUACACUGCGAUCCCGGACGUUGGGUCUACUGCAUACCACCCCAUGAUGCAACUGCCGCCUUCAAACUUUUCUACUCCACUUGGCGCGACUUCUCGUCAUUUCCAAGGAAACGUUUUCUCCGUUAUUGAGGGGUCACCCACCUACAAGCAACGCCGGCGUCGCUCCUCCAUUCCACCUGGCAUUACCAAUGCUAUUGCUGCAGCCCAAGUAUCAGGCGCGACGACACAGCCAACCAGCUACGCUGCAUACAGGCCAAGCGACCUCCGGCGUUCCGUUUCAAAUUCUGUAGGUCCCGUCACAGAAGCCACUGACACAAAUGACCAAUCUGCUUCUGGAAACCUGCAAAACGAUUAUACCUCGAGCGUCACAUCUCAGAAAAACAUGCUUCAUGAAGUUUCACGUACCGGAACCCCUCUCCCUAGCCUUGAAGAAGGUGUUGAGCACUCCCAUUCGAUGAUGCAACAACAACAACAACAACAACAACAACAACAACAAGAUGAGCUAGCUGGUCUUGGAGGCCAAGAUUCAAUCGAGAUGUCUGUUCCUCACAGUUUAUUGGGUCGAUCUGAUCGUCCCGGCCCAGUGCGUCGCGCCCGGAGUGCCACGAUGAUGGAGCUAGGGCCAUAUCCACAGAAGUCUCAUUCUUGCCCAAUUCCAUCUUGUGGACGCCUCUUCAAGAGAUUAGAACAUCUGAAACGGCACGUGAGGACCCAUACACAAGAAAGGCCCUAUCCUUGUCCAUACUGCAACAAAGCCUUCUCCCGUUCAGACAACCUUGCACAACACCGCCGGACCCAUGAAACUCAGCAGGACGGCCACAACUCGCAGCAACCCCUGAGUGACGAGUACUUGGAGAACGAAGAAAAAGAGUUUGGUUCGCUCGAAGAAGAGUCACCAGUCUCGGAUACUCACAGUUUCGUCCACCCGAGCGUGGUUAGCAUGACACCGAUGUCUGCGGCCACAACCAUGUCAAUGGCCGCUAUGUCAACAAUGGUUGCCCCGCAUCUGAUAUCUCCACAGUAUUUGCAACAGCAGAUAUAAAUAAAUGAGGUCGCGUAUAAAGUUCAGAACACAGCUCUCUGACUCGUGACCUCGGCGCUAUAUGUUUCAAGUUUUGCCAAGAGCAAUGUUGGUUCGCUCUAUUGGCAAUUCGUAAAUUCUUAUUGAUAUAAUUUUCCGUGAAAUGUUUUCUUUUUUCUCUACUUAGAUCCUGUUCCCCCCGGGCUGUUGGUUAUGGGUUUUUUGGGCGAUACUGAUAUGUUCCAUGUACAUGACUUUUGUGUGUAUGUCUGUGUGUGGGUGUAAGUGCUUCGGAGUUUCUUACCAUAGUGAACAAGCUAUAUCAUUC